This is a messenger RNA of Westerdykella ornata, 2107 nucleotides long. RefSeq names its product general substrate transporter. The record is from RefSeq and is a predicted model, not a curated record. Bases 46 to 1704 code for a protein of 552 amino acids. Gene Ontology annotation, biological process: transmembrane transport. The transcript is spliced from 4 exons. NCBI's taxonomy places the organism in Eukaryota, Fungi, Ascomycota, Dothideomycetes, Pleosporales, Sporormiaceae. Gene Ontology annotation, cellular component: membrane. Gene Ontology annotation, molecular function: myo-inositol:proton symporter activity.
GCAUGGCCAUGUACGAAUAGCUUCCUGCCUGAAAACGUAGCCAGGAUGUCUGUUCCCAACAACGAAGACGCAGCCGCCAGAGACAAUGCUGCCGAACCGCUAUUUGCUGAAAGCCUGGCGGGCGAACUCGAUGAGAGUCUUGUAGCAUCGCCCGGACCGUUCGUGUGGUCGUUGACCAUGUGCGCAGGCGUCAGUGGCCUUUUAUUUGGCUACGACACUGGUGUCAUAUCUUCGACUCUGGUAUCUAUUGGCACAGACCUCUCCUCCAGACACCUCACCACGAUGGACAAGUCCCUGAUCGCCAGCUGCACAUCUCUGUUUGCCUUCUUGAUCUCCCCCUUGACAGGUCUCUUCGCCGACCAGCUGGGGCGUAAACCAGUGAUACUGGUUGCUGGCAUCCUGUUCAUUUUGGGCGCCUUGAUCCAGGCCUUGACGGCCAGUGUCGGAGGCAUGAUCGUUGGCCGAAGCAUCGUUGGAGCGGCAGUAGGCGGUGCCAGCUGCAUAGCACCACUAUAUAUCGGCGAAUUGAGCCCUAGCCCGUUCCGCGGAAGAAUGGUCGUCAUCAGUGUUCUUUUCAUAUCAACCGGCCAGGUUCUAGCGUACGUGGUCGGUUGGGCUCUAUCAGAAACGCAAAGCGGUUGGAGGUGGAUGGUCGGCUUGGGUGCGGUUCCGGCAGUCGUCCAGAUCGGCCUGUUGACUCUCCUGCCAGAAACUCCGAGGUGGUUAAUGAAAGCUAAUAAAGUCUCCAAGGCCAAGGAGGUGCUGGGAAGGGUUUACGGCACCAAUAAGGAGACCUUGGUGAGGGCCAUAAUGAGAAGAGUUGAGAGGGAGAUAUACGAGGAAGAGAACGUGACCAGCCACCGUGGAAUCUCAGGACCAGAAACAAGAGGAUGGAAGUGCAAGGUUUUGGCGAUCAGACAUACAUUCACUCAGUUGACAACUGUCGGUGGCAAUAGGAGGGCGCUAAUCAUUGCCUGCUUUUUGCAAGGGUUUCAACAGCUUUCCGGAUUCAACUCGCUGAUGUAUUUCUCCGCCACCAUAUUCGCUAUGGUCGGUUUUCAAUCCCCAACUCUGACGUCGCUUUCUAUUGCAUCAACGAAUCUCAUCUUCACCCUCGUGGCAUUCUACUAUAUUGACAGAGUAGGACGGAGACGCAUCUUGCUGUACUCCAUCCCUGUCAUGGUCUUGGGCCUCACUGCAUGUGCGGCUGCGUUCGGUUUCCUGGAUUUGCCUGCAGCUGCAUCACGCACGUCGAUUCCCCGGGCGGAAGACGUAGCCGUUGGAGUCGCAUGGCCGCAGGUCAUUCUGACGAGUACGGUUUUGUAUGUUGCAGGCUACGCAAUUGGGAUAGGUAACGUCCCAUGGCAGCAGUCGGAGCUCUUCCCACUCUCCGUGCGAGGUCAGGGUUCCGCACUUGCGACAGCUACGAAUUGGGGUUCAAACUUCCUUGUUGGCAUAACUUUCCUGCCAUCUAUGGACGUACUGACUCCUGUGGGUACCUUCGCGCUGUACGCCCUUGUAUGUACCGUCGCUUGGUUCGUCGUGUACAAGAUAUACCCGGAGACAGUGGGGUGUUCCUUGGAGGACGUAGCUGCGCUGCUGGAGACAGAUUGGGGGGUUGCCCAAAGUGUUAGACGGUUGAAAGAGGGGCGGCCAAAGGGGAAAGUGGCUUCACCGAGGGCGGGGCACGACGAGGAGCAAUAGUAGACGGAUUGAAGCUCAGCAUUCUUGUCACAGGAAUUGUCAGUGCCUCCAAAACGUGGUCUCCUCAUGGGUAUGUGAUUGAUGUAGCCAGGCGGACCCCGGGUUGCCUCUUUUGGUCGCUGGGAUGAGAGCGAGCUUGAGCCGCUUUGUGGGAAUGAUCAGGUCCACGCCCUCAAUGCAAGUGCGCUGAAGGACGAUGUACCUGUGAAUAGAUUGGUAUGCUUGAAGUGCCUGCCCUAGGGAAGCUUGCAAUGCUCGCCGAGUGUCAGUCAGUGUAUUUCAUACCGGAUCCCGGCGAGGCGUAGCUGUAUCCGCCUCCCUACACGUCCAACAAGGGAAAGGCUAGGGAUUGAAAGGGUUCAUAUACCGUUCCCCUCUCAAGGGACGGGACAUCUCAUUUCAG